UUUGUUUCCAUCAAGAAUUAUUACUUUGGUUUUUUUUUUCCUCUUUUUUUAUUAUUAUUAUUAUUAUUAUUAUUUAAAAAAAGGUGCUCGAAACGACGAGGAUAACGACGAUAUCCAAUAAGUCUCGUCGGGGAAAAACAAAACAUACGGCCUACCCGCAGGAUUUACAUAUUUAACGACUCCACGAACUGAAACAAGCUAUUUAUUUUGCGGGAGAGAUCUUUUAAGUAUGCAGCAAAUCAUCCUUCAUGAAUAGAUUGGCUCCCAACUCUGACGUAUUCUUGCGAAUAUCCAUCCCAUCCCAUCCCAUCCUCCCUCCCCCUUGGUUUCUCUCCCUCCAACCGCCCCAAUCCUCUUUCCGCCGAGAGAUAGAGUGAGCGUGGAACCCAAAUACCGAACAAACAGCGCUGAGGAACAAUGGUUUGAGAUCUAGAAACGACUUGCUUUCUCUCUCUCUCUCCCUUCUCUAUCUCUCACCAUCGCGUGGUCCUCGACAUCACUCCUUGCCGGACAAUUAAUACAGUACUUUCCCCCUUACAAUCCGCCAACCCCCCUCCCCUCCUCCAGUGUGGACAAUACCCCGCGCAUAUACCUAUACAUAGAUACCAUGCUUGAUUCCGCAGAUGUCCACUCAAUCUAUGCACGGUCUGGCGGUGGUGUGCCGGGGGGUCCGGAAGGUAGGCCGCCCGCCUUCAAGGCCGUUGGUAUCUCCCUGGCUGUCGGUUCGGGGCUCUUCAUCGGGGUCUCCUUUGUGAUAAAGAAGGUGGGCCUGCUCAAGGCGAACGCGAAGUAUAAUGAGGACCCUGGUGAAGGGAUGGGGUAUUUGAAGGUGUGGUGGUGGUGGGUAGGGAUGGCGUUAAUGAUCAUCGGAGAAAUCUUCAAUUUUGUCGCCUAUGCCUUCGUCGACGCAAUUCUAGUGACACCCCUUGGCGCCCUCUCCGUCGUGGUCACCACCAUCCUCUCCGCCAUCUUUCUCAAGGAACGCCUGAGUUUCGUGGGCAAAGUCGGCUGCUUCAAUUGCAUCAUUGGCUCCGUCAUCAUCGCCAUGAAUGCCCCCACACAGUCAUCUGUCGCUACUAUCCAAGACAUGCAACGCUUCGUCAUCUCCCCCGGUUUCCUCACCUGGGCAGGUCUCAUCAUUGUGGGAUGCACGUUUAUUGCGCUCUGGGCAGGGCCCCGCUACGGCAACAGGAGCAUGUUUGUCUACAUCAGCAUCUGCAGCCUCGUUGGUGGUCUGAGUGUGGUCGCCACUCAGGGUCUGGGAGCGGCUAUCAUAUCUCAGAUCCAGGGGAUAUCGCAGUUCAAGGAGUGGUUUCUGUAUGUUUUGCUGGUUUUUGUUAUUGCUACGUUGUUGACUGAGAUUAUUUAUUUAAAUAAAGCGUUGAAUAUUUUUAAUGCGGCGUUGGUUACCCCUACAUACUAUGUCUUUUUUACAAGUUCCACGAUCAUUACAUCUGCAAUUCUAUUCCAGGGAUUCAAGGGGACUGCUAUUAGCAUUACUACCAUUAUCAUGGGUUUUCUUCAGAUUUGUUCUGGCGUUGUCUUGUUACAGCUCUCGAAAUCGGCCAAGGAUGUUCCGGAUACUGCCAUUUUCAAAGGAGAUCUGGAUCAGGUGCGCGAAGUUGCUGAGCAGGAACAGCCAGAGACUGAACCCAAGGCCGAUGCAAUUCGUGGCACAGCCGCUAUUAUUCGUCGGAUAUCGGGUGCAAGACAGAGGAUGGAAGCGGAGGAGGCAAGGAGAUAUUACGAGGAGAGAAGACUUGAUGAGUUGGAGCCGCCGCGAGAAGGGGAAGUGAUUGAGUGGGACGGACUCCGCCGACGCAGGACUAUCGUCGGAGAAAGUCCCAUGAGUACACCAUCACGCCGAGCAACGAAUCGCCAUCCGCCUCUGGGGAUGUCGAAAUUCCCUGAUUUUGUUGAUGAGGAGCUCCCUCACCACAGGCCCAGCACGAAGGGAAGUAGUAAGAGUUCGUUCUUUGCUCGCAGCCGUGCAUCCAGCGGGUUGCAUCCACAUUGGAGACCGAACCAUUCUUCCCAGGGGAUGCACGGCGCGAUGUCACCCGUGCUAACUACGAUCACGAGUGAAACGGAUGAAAAAAGUGGUUCACAUUCUGGCAUGGCUGAAGCUCAGCCUUCCGGCUCCCUUGAGGAAGCCUUCCAACAUAACCAUCGCCGGAACCGCAGCGGAACCGCGCAGACGAUUCAAUGGGCAAAUAGUGUCAAAUCCGGUGGCUCUUCCAACCCACACUCGCCCAACCGCAGUAGUACUCUUCCAGCAAAUUCCCCACAUCAUGGCCCGAGUCGCCAGUUUUCAUUCCAUAACUUGUUCAAUCGACGAAUGUCUAACGAGCCACCGCACAGCGGUGGUGGUAGUCGCAACAUGUCAGAAAAUCCCACUUCACCAGGAAACCGGCUGUUUGGGUUUGCUAACCUUUCGUCUCGGAAUACUCACAAUCACCAUCAUCAUCAAAACGAGCAAAAACGUAAUAUGAUGAGAGAAGGCACUGAGGAAGAAACUCUCGGCCUUGUGAAAGGGGAUAACGCCCAAUUGAAGGGGCAACGGCAUCUCCGUGACUCUUCGCCAUCGCCUACCCCUACGACUCCAACUUUUAACGAGGAAGCGAUUCAAAAUGACAUGCUCCAGGUGAACUAUCAGCAACGCCCCAGCCGAUCACCAUCAUCGUCAAGUGUUUCUUCCACCGAAUCAAGCACUGAAUAUAAACCACACCACACUCGAGUACCCUCGCGAGACAGAGAAGCAGAGGCGGCAGCUACAGCUUCUUCUUCUUCUUCUUCUUCAAAAUACCCAAAAACCCGCCACCACCACAGACGUUCCUCCCCUCCGCCCUCGUCCCAACUACCAAAAUACGACGGCGCGAUUGCAGAUAUCAAACCGCCCUCCCCACCACCCCAUUCACACCCCACCCCGCAUCUCCCGUCCCACUCAACAACCUUCCCAACGACAGCAACAACAGCAGCAGCAGCAGCAGCACAACUCCGUCAACACCAACCACCCCACCACCCCCUCCCCUCCCUCCCCACCGAAUCACAUCCUAGACACCCAUACGCAUUCCCAAACACUCCCGAAAGGUCUCUACCCACCACCUCCUCCACACCACCCUCCUCUUCCUCCCGUACCCGCGCCCCGCGCCCGCGCCAGCAGGGAACACCCCAACCUUACCCCCGCCACAACUCAUCCCUCUACCAGCGUCAUCCGCGACGUCUCUCGCGUCAAGCCUCAGCGCGGAAAAUGAGAGGCGGGAGAGGCGGGAGAGGAGGAUGCGGCAGGGGAGGAGGGGGUCUAGUGUUGCGGCUGCUUCUGUGGCGGAGCAAAGGAGAGGGAAUGGGAGAGGGAAAGCGGGGAGUGAUGGUGGUGGGGAUAAUGAUUAUGAUGAUAUAUGAAUUAUGUGGGGAUGUGGAUGGGGGUGGCGGAGAGAGUUGGGGAGAUAAGCGGGGUGAGAUUGAUGUUGGGAGGAGGUGAAGCCCAGGUGGCGAUGGGAGUUUUCUUACAAUACAGAUCCUUCCACCACCACCACCCCCUACAUGCUUUUUCUCGCCUGAAUGGGUAGUUGGUGGUGGUUCGUAUACUUUGCUUUUUUUUUAUCUUGCUUCUCUUUCCCCCUUUUCUCCUUCCCUUUUCUUCCUCGCAUUGUUUAAUGCCUGCAUAUAUUUCCCUAUCUCCCUGUGUAAAGGGGGAUACAUCCGUAUGUAUAGAAUAGAUGGGUGGAGUGAGUUGAGUUGUUUCAUUAUUUUAUUUUUGCAUGUUUUAUGGUCUGUUGUUCCCUUU
Messenger RNA from Blastomyces gilchristii SLH14081, 3787 nucleotides. RefSeq names its product DUF803 domain membrane protein. The coding region runs from base 608 to 3481 and encodes 957 amino acids. The transcript has 4 exons. Gene Ontology annotation, molecular function: magnesium ion transmembrane transporter activity. Gene Ontology annotation, cellular component: membrane. NCBI's taxonomy places the organism in Eukaryota, Fungi, Ascomycota, Eurotiomycetes, Onygenales, Ajellomycetaceae. The record is from RefSeq and is a predicted model, not a curated record. Gene Ontology annotation, biological process: magnesium ion transport.